Messenger RNA from Caenorhabditis remanei, 420 nucleotides. RefSeq lists its product as uncharacterized. The record is from RefSeq and is a predicted model, not a curated record. The transcript has 2 exons. Gene Ontology annotation, cellular component: membrane. Bases 1 to 420 code for a protein of 139 amino acids. Gene Ontology annotation, biological process: polysaccharide biosynthetic process. Lineage: Eukaryota; Metazoa; Nematoda; Chromadorea; Rhabditida; Rhabditidae.
AUGGAAACUGAUCGAAUUGGAACAGAUUUGGAAUUACCUGGAAAUCAAACCACUUGUGAUCUGGAUAUCGUCGGACACUAUUCGGUUCCUGUAGCUCUGGACCGAUAUGAUCGUGUUGAUUCCAGACUUUUCCAAAUGAAAAGUGGGUUUUCGGCGGUUGAAAAGUCCCAAAAAUCCCAAAAACUCAAACUUUUCCACUCCGAACGUGGACGUCGUCGUCAUGCGGAAUUGGUGAAGAAAGAGUGUGGAUCAAAAUGUGAAUUAAUCGAUUACGUGGAUGCAUUCUGGAACAAAACAAUGAAUGCGUUCCAGUAUUUCGAUAAUCAAGGAUUCUCUUAUUUCACAAAUGGUGGUCAUCUUUCUCCUCACGGACUGGAACACGUUCGGCCUAUUUAUGAGAAGAUAUGUUUAUCUAUCUAG